CAACUUUCUCCACAAAAUGAAAAAAGAAGAGGGGACUGCGAAAAUUUAAUAAUUACGUAUAAAUUAUCAAUUUUAAACCUGCUCCGGCCUCGACCAACACGACCACAGUUGUUUCCGCUUCCAUCUACUAAUGUUAUACUACCUGUCACUAUGUUAAAAGCGAUUUAAAACAAAAUAUCCAACUCACUGAAUUUAAAUGAGCUAAGAAGCUCAAUCGAAUUCGAAUCCAAAGUUCGAUGAAAUCAGCGUUUUUCAUUGUGAAAAUCAAUCGCGCAGCAACCUAAGCAAUUUAUUUAUAUUUUUUACCAUUUUUGUUAUUAUAUCAGAUUUCUUGAGAUAAGCAUUUUAUAUUUGGUUCGAAUCGAAGAAGAAGAAUUAAAAAUUGCAAUGAGCGUAAUUGAAGAUAGCAAUACUCAAGAAUCCGAAGGCGAGCGUAGUGGUAGCCAUAGGCACAGACGACAUCGUCGUUCACACCGCGAGCGCACUAGUAACCGAGAACACAAGAGCCACAGGGAACGUGCAUCAGAGACUGAUCAAAGUACAAGUAGAAAGAGACAUCGUCGUAGCAAGAAAAGUUCAAAAAUGGGUUCAGUUUGGGCAAACAUCUUGGGGACGUUCUUAGUUUUUGUGCACAUUGUACUCGACGCCCUUCUCGAAUUUGGCCUUGGGUGGUAUUUAGGUGAUAAGAAACGUUGUCCAGCUAUCAGUUCAGACGACCAAAAACUCUGCUCCAAGAGUGCAGUGGAAUUGGCAAAACUGAUAAGAGAACGAAAACUCAAGGCUCACGAUGUGGUCAAAGCUUAUAUUAAUCGCAUGAAAGAAGUGAAUAAAGUAUUGAAUGCCGUCGCCGAUGGUCCCUUUAUGGAAGCACUCGACGAAGCUAAGGAAAUUGAUGAAAAAAUUGCCAGUGGCCUAUUGACCGAAAGCGAUUUCUCAAAGAAGCCAUUCCUUGGAGUUCCCUUUACCACAAAAGACAGCACCUCUGUCAAAGGCAAACUCCACACCCUUGGAUUGAUAUCUCGAAAAAAUGAAAAAUCUGUUGCCGACGCUGAGUGUGUGAGGCUGAUGAAGGAAGCAGGUGCAAUUAUCAUUGCUACAUCCAAUGUUCCUGAAGUCAAUAAGUGGACUGAAAGCCGUAGUUCUCUCUUUGGACAGACUAACAACCCAUAUGACACCAGGAGAAGUGCCGGUGGUUCGUCGGGCGGUGAAGCUUCUUUGAUUGCAGCUUGUGCUACUGGCUUUGGAUUAGGAACCGAUAUUGGUGGAUCUAUUCGAAUUCCGGCAUUCAAUUGUGGUGUUUUUGGUCAUAAACCAACUGUGGGAACAGUCAAUAUAAAAGGAUGUACAUUCAGAACUGGAAAGGAAAAGGAAACGAUGGUCGUUGCAGGUCCUAUGUCUCGACAUGCUGCCGAUUUAAUGCCUCUAUUUAAGGUUCUUGCAGAACCAGAAAUGUCUUCUGAGUUGAAACUAAGCGAAGAAGUUGAUGUUACAAAAUUGCGAUACUUUUACAUUCCCAGUAACGAUAUGCCUGCGUGCAAUCCAGUGAAUCGUGAAACCCAGUCAAUGAUGUUCAAGGUAACACGCUACUUUUCUGACCUUACCGGUGAAGAAGUGAAGCAGGCAUCAUUGCCAGGAACUGAAAUUACUGGAAAACUAUGGCGCUAUUGGAUGACUCGGGAACCAGCUGAUUUUAACAAACUACUGGGCAAUGGAGCUUCUUUAAAUCCAUUCGUAGAGCUUUUCAAGAAAAUCAUGGGAAGAAGUGAGUUCACAAUGGCUUCGAUAUAUUCACUCAUCGAUGGAUUGCUUCCCGCUGAAAAGGGUCCUUUGAUGGAAGAAGCAACAACAAAAUGCAGUGAAGCAUUAGCUGAACUUCUUGGUGAUGAUGGUGUUUUAUUCUUCCAUAGUUCGCCCCGAACUGCACCAUUCCAUUAUUAUCCACUUAUUAAGAUUAUGGACUUUAGUUAUUUUAGUAUUUUCAAUGUCUUACGUGUUCCAGCUACACAGGUUCCCAUGGGAUUGGACUCGAAGGGUAUGCCACUUGGCAUACAAGUUGUGGCUGCUAAAAAUUGUGAUAGACUUUGUCUGGCUGUAGCUGAAGAACUCGAAAAGGAAUUUGGUGGAUGGGUUGCUCCUUUUGAAAAUAGGAAUUAAUCAAAUUUAAUAUUUAAGCUUUAAGUUGUAAAUUGGUGAGAGGAAUGUUAAAAAAAGGAAGAAAUUAAUUGUAUGUUAAGUUUUUAUGAAAUUAUAUUAAAUUUAGUAUUAACAUAAAUUCUUAUAAAUUUUAAUAAAAAAAAGUCACGGGUUCUGUUGAUAAAGUUCA
Molecule: messenger RNA, 2323 nt
Organism: Eupeodes corollae
Lineage: Eukaryota; Metazoa; Arthropoda; Insecta; Diptera; Syrphidae
Product: fatty-acid amide hydrolase 2-A
Exons: 6
Coding region: 388-2154 (588 amino acids)
Source: RefSeq, a predicted model, not a curated record